Chenopodium quinoa (quinoa) is the source of this 4779-nucleotide messenger RNA. RefSeq lists its product as uncharacterized. The coding region runs from base 1573 to 4374 and encodes 933 amino acids. Lineage: Eukaryota; Viridiplantae; Streptophyta; Magnoliopsida; Caryophyllales; Amaranthaceae. The record is from RefSeq and is a predicted model, not a curated record. The transcript has 3 exons.
UCUCAUUCCUUCAGAUCUUUCUACAAUUUUUAUCCCUAUUUUGUUCGAUUUUGCUUUUUAUUAUCUUCAAUUUUCCCCAAUUUUAUUUUUUUAAUACUUUCGUUUCUCGAUUUUAAUUUUUCUUUUUUGGGGUUACUUUGUAAAUUUGAGCUCAUAAUUGGACGAAUCUAUGGCUUUCAAUUGGUCUCUUUCUUCCCUUAAGAUUUUCUUAGAAUUAAUUUGGUUUGGAUUAUUUCUGUUGUUGAAUUAAUAACUUUUUUUGGUGUAAUUUGAUAUAUUUACAGUCGGGUAUGAAGUUAUGAUUUGCUUCCUUUUCGAUCUGUGCUGAAAUUUGUUCUUAUUGUUAAAAUUGAGUUGAUUGCUGAUUCUUCUGUGAAUAAUAUUGUAUAAAUUACCAUUGUGGUUGAAUUAAUAACUAAGAUGUUGGGGCGAUUAUGGAUGCUUGAUGCUUCAACUUAUUAUUAUCGCAAUAAAAAGUUUAAUUAGUUGUGUCUUCGUAUUACUAAAGAUGAGAAUGUCAUUUAGUUAGUACAUUUAUAAUUAUUCACGCACUCUCUAAAAUCUGACCAUUUACUGCCUUUUGAAAUAAGGAAGCAUUAAGUUUGGAUUUUGUGAUGUCCGGGUACCAUCUACAGAUCUACUCCAUACUAAGGAUGGAGACGGUUGGCUAAUUGGCUAUGUGUGUUAUUGUGCUAGAGUGUGAACAUUUAAUCCUAGCUACUAUUGCCUUAGCCUUUUGGUCUUGAUUUGUGGAUUUGAAAUUUCAAACUAGGGAAAGUUUAACAUCAAGAAAAUUGUGAGAGGUGGCUUAUUAGCUUCGUCCUAUUUACAAACAUUAUUUUUUGACACACUAGAAAAGUAGAGUAAUUUGGUUUGUUAAUUCUUGUUGAAAUUCAUUUGUUAGAUACCCUUUAAAAGUUCAACGUGCGAAAUUUUUAAUACAAACCUGGUUCCUUGUGGAGACAUUCCUUGAUAUUAUACUGUUUUAUGUCCCGCCUCUAACAAUCUCAAGAUCAUUGAGAGGCAAACACUUGCACGAUUGUUUUUUUUUUUUUUUUUUAUCCCCCAAGAUUGCCCCAAACCUCAACUUCACUUUUUAAGAAUCAAGUGUUUUGUGCACAUGGUGGAUACAAUUAUUGAGAGAGAGAGCAAGUGGGGUUGUAAUUAGGAAAGUUUACUCGUCCAUUUUUAGUAUAUGGGGGCCAUGGGGCAAUCUAUCAAGGGCAGAGGGAGUAGUAGUUAGCUAACAUUAUUUGUGAGAGCUUAUUUGUCCAGCUAGUUACAUUAGCUAACUGCUUGAUUAUAUUUUUGAUUGAUUGUUAGGUGAUUGUAAAAUUAUCUGGUAAGUAAUCUCUUACAAUAAGCUAUUUAGUAAUCACCUAAAACAAAUAUUUUGGGCUGGUGAAACAGCUUACCCUCCAAAUAAGUUAUAAGCUCUUUGCCUAACUCCCUUUAUUGUGUUUAAAUGACACAAUUUUUGUAAGCUUUCUAUGAAGCGGUGUUGAGGGUAUCCCAUUUUUUAGGUAUGAUUAUCUACACGAGAACAAUACCCAAAUAGAAGUCCCUUCUUUUAUGGUUUGUCAGUGUUCCAAAAUUUAUCCUAGGGUUUUUGCUGAUGCCAUGCAGGUUAACAUGGUUGGUAGCAGGGGAAAGGGAUCAAGAUCAAAAACUAAGGGUCUUGCACCUGGACCUGUUGAGCCUGAGCCUUUGAAGAUCAGUCUUGAUGAAACUUUUGAUGGUCCUUUAGGUGGAGAGGAUGAAAAGAUUGAUACUUUAAAUACAAUAGUUAUGCCGUUAGAGGAGCAACAGAUAGAUGAGAUGAUCUCUGGAUCUGUUUUUAGUGAUUGGCUUGAAGAAAAGGAUCAAAAUGUACAUGAAGUCAAUGUUGCGACUGAGAUAAGUUUUGACAGAACUGAAGAUGUCUGUACACAGGAAGGAACAAUAAAGGAUGUGGAUGAGGUGAUUAAUGGAAGUGAUGCAGCUGCUGAUGAUGUUGAGGACAAUGAAGAGAAAAGAAUAAAUCCAAAGGAAGAUGAAACAGGAAAAAGUGAUAAGAAGCCAGAGGAAGAUGAAAGUAAGAGUUUGGAGGUGACCAGAGAAGGUGUGCCUACUGAUGCUGAAGGUCUUUCUUCUUUUGACCAUGGAACAAAGGAAACCAUGGUAGAUAAUCUAGAAGAACCAAAUAAACUUGACACAGAGAUGCCAAUAGGCACUCUCUCAGAUAAGUGGGAGGAAGAACAUGUAGAAGAAAAUGCAAGCACAGCUAAUGAGGUCAAGGAAGUCACUGGGAUGGUCAUUAGACCCAACAGGAAAGUAGGGAAGAAAAAGGUUGUUAGAAGGAAGGUUAUGGUGCGGAGGCCAGUGACAGAUGAGGCACAGAAAAAUGAUGAGAAGCCAGAGGAAGAUGAAGCACCAGUGAAGAUUGGACCUGACAGUAAUGAUACUGAUACUGGAGAUGAAAGGAAGAGUUUAAAGGUAACAGAAGGUGUGCCGACUGACACUGAAGAUCUGUCUUCUUUUGACCAUGUAAUACAGAAAACCAUGAUAGAUAGUCUAGAGAAUCUUGAAGAACCAGUUAAACCUGACGCAGAGAAGCUAGUAGGCACUCUUUCAGAUAAGGGAGAGGAAGAGAAUACAGAAGAAAAUGCAAGCAUUACUCAUGAUUUCAAGGAAGUCACUGUCCAGGUCAAUAGACCAAAGAGGAAAGUAGUGAAGAAAAAGUUGGUUAAGAAGAAGAGGUUGUGGAAGCAAGCUGCAGCUGUAAAUGAAGAAAUGCCACAACCUUUGGAUGAGAACAAUGCUUCUGGUGAGGCUUGCAAAGUAGACAUGGAAGAGCAUGUAAAUAUUGUAGCCCCAUCAGAUGAAGCAUGCAAAGCAGACGCGAAUGAUCAUGUAAACAAUGCAGAGGGGACUGAAGUGAAACCAGCUGUAAAGACCAAUAGAAAACGGAACAAUAUUAGGAGAAAGAAGGCUCCACUAAGUAAUUCAGGUAUAGCAACUGUGAAAGAUGCUCACAAAUUGCGGUCAGAAAAUAAUGAACAGAAGAUUGAAAAGAAUAAUGAAAUUAAUGAGCCAGAUGUGAAAAAUGGCGAGAUGGAAAAAUCUGCGGAUAGGGUAAGUCUAUCAAAGAGGAGUAAAAAGAAAAACGCAGCUAAAAAUGGCUGCCAGGAUGGGGUUUCCAAUGAUGCAAGUAAGCCCAAACCAUCCAAGGAGGGUAAAUUAUCAAAAAAAAUGGAUAGCAUGGGGAUGAUAUUCAUGUGCAGUUCAGAAACAAAAAAGGAUUGUUAUCGCUACAAAAUUUUAGGGCUACCUGCUGGCAAAAAAGAUAUGGUUAUGAAAAUUUACAAGGGCAUGAGACUUUUUCUGUUUGAUGUUGACCUUAGAAUGAUGUACGGAGUCUACAAGGCUGCGGAUCCUGGGGGAUACAAUAUUGAACCCAGGGCAUUCAAGUCCCAAUUUCCUUCCCAGGUUCGUUUUUCCAUCCUUGAAGAUUGCGUGCCAUUAGCCGAGGAGAGAUUCAAACAGGUCCUCAAGGAUAAUUACUACACGAAGAACAAGUUUAAUUGCCAGCUGAACAGUAAACAGGUGAAAGACUUGUGUAAGCUUUUCCAUGAGACAAACAAGAAAGCUGAAUCCCAAAAAGUUAGUGCGAGCAGAAGACCUGUUGCCACCAGUUCAUCUGCAAGGCGGGACAAGAAGAGAAAAAGGGUAGAGGAUAGCCGUAGAGGGGCAGCUGCUCCUGUAGAACGGAACAGAAGCCGGCGAAGAGUUCAGGAAGAGAUAAGGCGUGCUCCUGUGGUCAUAGAUGACAGAAGCCGGCGAAGGGCUCAUGAAGAAAUAAUAAGGCAUGCUCCUGUGGUCAUAGAUGACAGAAGCUGGAGAAGAACUCGGGAAGAAGCAAGGCAUGCUCCUGUAGUCAUAGAUGACCGAAGUGGGAGAAGGGCUCAGGAAGAAAUAAGGCAUGCUCAUGUUGCUUUAGAUGACAGAUAUCAGAGACACCCUGUUUAUGAGAGGGAAACCUAUCUGUCAUCUUUGCCACCAGCAACUUCAUAUCAGCCUUUACCAGCGCUUAGCCCUCCGGGCUCCAGAAUGUAUUCCUUUGAUAGAACCUUGGGAACUGAUUCUUACAGGAGGGAAUCAGUCCUAGGCCAUCGAGAUCUAGGCCUUUCGAGCUCUCAGGAAUCAAGGCUUCUAGUUGGGCGCAGUCACCAUGACCUCAAUCUAUCUUAUAGAGAACCCCAUGUCUAUAGUGCGCCUCUAUAUAGCACUGAUACAAGGAGAGAACAUUAUGAUUAUACGUCUGAUAGACUACCUGCUGAGUAUUAUACACCUGCUGAACAUCGUCCUCCCCCACCUUUGUAUCGCAGGUACUGAACAACUUUGGGGAAAGAUGAGUUAACUGUCCUCAAAUACUACCAUUUUAGUUGUACUUGGCGAUCUACUGUUGUCUGUUGCUAUUGAAGCAAUUUUAAUUUUUAUGUGCAAGUGCUAAAUUAUGUCUUUGUUCUCAAUAAUUAAUUAGUUGCCUUUUGAUACGGAUAUUGGAUCUCAUUUACCAGGAUGAACUAAACAUGUAAAUGGGCAUUUGUGCUUGUGAGCAACGUUGUGGGCUUGGGCUUGGAUUUGGGCCUAAUCUCGUUAACAAUUGGUUCAAUUUAAAAAUUUGUUUUUUAAGUAGAUAGUGCGCGAAUCCCUCUGCUUGUACUAGUAUGUUGUUUUGACCAAAAGUAUGAAGUAUUCAAAGGGUGCAAAGAAGAAAGCAAAGCAUCAUAUGAUUCA